Heterocephalus glaber (naked mole-rat) is the source of this 3773-nucleotide messenger RNA. RefSeq names its product broad substrate specificity ATP-binding cassette transporter ABCG2-like. Gene Ontology annotation, biological process: transmembrane transport. The record is from RefSeq and is a predicted model, not a curated record. Gene Ontology annotation, cellular component: plasma membrane. Gene Ontology annotation, molecular function: ATP hydrolysis activity; ABC-type transporter activity; ATP binding. Lineage: Eukaryota; Metazoa; Chordata; Mammalia; Rodentia; Bathyergidae.
CUGGCACUGAUCUAGAGACAGCGGGAACUUCUGGGCUCAGGACGAGGGCUGGGCCCCCACCAGCUCAGCAGCUCUGGUGAACUAAGCCCUGCACUGAAAUGCCACUGCCUCAGUACAGUCAGUCACUGCUGCGUCCUCUAGCCUAGGCCCCCCGGGGUGUCCACGCCCCCGUGGGGUUGAGGCCCAGCCGCGCCCCACCCUACCCACGGGCGCCUAGGGCAGCAGGCGCCAGAGUGUAGCCCUGGCAGGGAGGUGCUGUGGGUUGUGUCCUGCGUCCUGCGUCUACACUGAGCCCUUAGUGAACAAGAGGGAAGGAGCUCGGUACCCCGACUGAGGCAGGGAGAAGCGCAAAGAGGGCGGCCAGGAAAGGAGCAGGACUACUCCGGGAAGUUCAGGAUUGCUACAGGGCCCGGGAAGCGUGCGCAGCGGCGCCACACUCUGGUCCCAGCAGCUCGAGACAUCCGGGUGGGAAGCUCGCUUAAACCCAGGGAUUCAAGUACAACGUGGGCCACACAGUGAGCCCUCACCUGAAGAAAGAAGAAUGAUAAUAGCACCGCGCAAGUGCUUGGUGUUGUUGAGUGGAAACUGCUUCUCUGGGGCGUGUUUGGGAGAUCUAGCUGAUUCAUCUCGGCGUCUACACCCAGCGUUGCUCGGACUCUGCCCCUGAGCCCGAGCCCUGGGUUAUCUGAGCCGCAGUUGAGCCCCAAAAGCAUAAACUCUCCAGAUGUCUUCCAGUAAUGACAAGGUUUGUAUCCCAGUGUUACAAAGAAACACCAGAGGCCCUCCUGGGAUGACUGCAAGUGACCUGAAGACAUGUACUGAAAGGAUUGUGUUAAGUUUUCAUAACCUCUCCUACCAAGUAAAAAUGAAGAGUGGCUUUUUCAUUGGUCAGAAAACAGUUGAGAAAGAAAUAUUAUCCAAUAUCAGUGGAAUCAUGAGACCUGGACUCAAUGCCAUUAUGGGACCCACAGGAGCAGGCAAAUCUGUAUUGUUAGAUGUAUUAGCAGCAAGGAAAGAUCCACAUGGAUUAUCAGGAGAUGUUCUGAUAAAUGGAGCACCUCACCCUGCUGACUUCAAAUGUCAUUCAGGUUAUGUAGUACAAGAUCAUGUCAUGAUGAGCACACUGACAGUGAGAGAAAACUUACAAUUCUCAGCAGCUCUUCGGCUUCCAAUGACUAUGACAAAUCUUGAAAAAGAGGAGAGGAUUAAUAAGGUCAUUGAAGACUUAGGUCUGGAUAAAGUGGCAAAUUCCAAGGUUGGAACUAAACUUACCGGUGGCCUAUCUGGAGCAGAAAGAAAAAGGACCAGUAUCGCCAUGGAGCUGAUCAUGGAUCCUUGCAUCUUGUUCCUGGAUGAGCCCACUAAUGGUUUAGACUCGAACACAGCACAUGCUGUGCUUUCACUCCUGAAAAGGAUGUCUAGGCAGGGACGAACAAUCAUCUUCUCUAUUCAUCAGCCUCGGUAUUCCAUCUUCAAGUUAUUUGACAGCCUCACCUUAUUGGCCUCAGGAAAACUAAUGUUUCAUGGUCCUGCACAGGAGGCUAUGGAGUACUUUGCAUCAGCAGGUUACCACAGUGAGCCUUACAACAACCCUGCAGAAUUUUUCUUGGAUAUCAUUAAUGGAGUCUCCUCUACUGUGGUGUUAAGUGGAGAUGAAGAAGACUAUGAAGCCAGUAUGACUGAAGAACCUUCAAAGAGUGACAAGCCAGUCAUAGAAAAAUUAGCCAAGUAUUAUGCCGACUCCUCCUUCUACAGAGAAACAAUAGCUGAAUUAGAGCCACUCUCAGGUAGUCUGAAGAAGAGUUUUGGCUUCAAGGAGAUAACCUAUGCCACCUCCUUCUUUCAUCAGCUCAGAUGGAUUGCCUGGCGUUCAUUCAAAAACUUGUUUGGUAAUCCUCAGGCCUCCAUAGCUCAGAUAAUUGUCAUAAUCGUAAUGGGACUGGUUAUAGGUGCCAUCUUCCUUGUGCUAAAAAAUGAUUGUAAUGAAAUCCAGAAUAGAGCCUUGGUACUCUUCAUGCUCACUGUCUAUGAAUGUUUCAGCAACAAGUCAGCCGGAGAGAUCUUUGUGGUGGAGAAGAAGCUCUUUCUACAAGAGUAUAACAGUGGAUACUACAGACUAUCGUCCUAUUACCUUGGAAAAUUAUUAUCUGAAUUACUACCCAGGAGGUUGUUGCCAAGUAUUUUAUUUACUUGUAUUCCAUACUUCAUGCUAGGAUCAAUGCCAGUGGCAGAGGGUUUCCUUAUCAUGACUUUUACCCUUAUGAUGGUGCGUUACUCAGCCAGUUCCCUGGCACUGGCCAUAGCAGUGGGUCAGAAUGGGGUGUCCAUAACAACCCUUCUCAUGAACAUCUAUUUUCUGUUUAUGAUGAUUUUUUUGGCGAUGUCACUGUAUUUUGAAACCAUGGCACCCCAGCUCUUGUGGCUUCAGUACCUCAGUAUUCCUCAUUAUGGCUUUAUGGCUUUGCAGCACAAUGAAUUUUUGGGACAAAUCUACUGUGCAGGACUCAAUGCCACAAAAAGCAGUAGCUGUCUCAACUAUAUAAUGGCCUUUCUGUUGGAGAUGACACUGGGAAACUGCAGUUACAAACAGCAUGAUGAUGCAGGAAAGGAGGAAAUGCAGGUACACAAGUGUGCUGAUGGCUUUGCCUCUGUAGACAACAGGACUAUUCCCCCUCUAACAGCAGGAAGGAAUGCCUCCCAUGCCUUCCUGUCUGAAAAAAAUAAGGCUGAGGUUUUUGUGUCUGGCCUUGGUAGUCAUGGGGUGUUAAUCCUGGCACUGCCAGGCUAUACCUGCCCACAGGCUGAGCUUCUUUCCACUGUGGAGAAGACUAAGAGCAGAAAGUGGAGAGGUCUGUGGUGAAGGCCAAAGAUGGGAGCUGCAAGAAUGAUCUCAACUCACAUGGAACUGCCCCCGACAGCUGCAGCAAAGAGUGGAGGAGGAUUACACAGAGGAGAUGCAGUGGAGCACCAAGAGGCCCCACUUCAGUCCACUCCCUCACCACCCUAGAUGCAGUAAUGCCCACUUUGACUCCACUCUGGACACUGACAGAAAGGACAGUUAUAAUCUCUAGUAACCAUAGUACAGGAGGAUUAGUGCAACUCACUAGCAGAUGAGUUCCAGGUGGGCGUGCUCCCUACUCUUUGGGAUUCCAGGCAUCUAAUUAAGCAGAGCCCAAAGCUACAGAAAGGAAGUAUAAAUCCUACAAAUGAGUUAAUGACAAUUAUAUAAAGAAAAAUCAGUGUUGCUUGGUUCAUGGACCUGAAUAUUUCAACUAUUGGAAAUAGAACCUAUUAGUUUUAUAUAGGGGGAAGCAAACUUUAUAUGCUGGGACAGAUAGUAAAUAUUUCAGAUUAUAUGAGCAAUAAUGGUUUGUCAAACCACUUUGCUAUCAAAAAGCAAAAACAGCCAUAGACAAUUCAAAAGUAUUUCUGUAAAGUUAAUGCCUCCAUUAGGACAUACAGCCUAAUAAGUGAUCCCAAAGAUGCCAGGGACAGUCAGUCGGUUAUAACAUAUUAUCAUUUAGCCACCCACUUACUGGUUGGUCUGUUCAGCUUGAAGGUCAGGACCAUAUUGCAUCAAGUGUCAGCAGUGAUUAUCAUUAAAUCCUCUUUGAUGGAGCUCAACUUGUCAGAAGACCAAUUAAAAGUCUCUAUCACACUAUCUUUACAUUCUGAUAAAAACCCCACUGACCAAACACUGGAGUAGUUAAAAGUCUUCUCCAAAUAAAUAAUUCUACUUUUUAAAAGUAUAUAAAUGAUAAGGAUGUUAAUAA